Melampsora larici-populina 98AG31 is the source of this 1311-nucleotide messenger RNA. RefSeq lists its product as uncharacterized. The transcript is spliced from 13 exons. Lineage: Eukaryota; Fungi; Basidiomycota; Pucciniomycetes; Pucciniales; Melampsoraceae. Gene Ontology annotation, biological process: copper ion import; iron ion transport; intracellular iron ion homeostasis. Gene Ontology annotation, molecular function: ferric-chelate reductase activity. The coding region runs from base 1 to 1311 and encodes 436 amino acids. Gene Ontology annotation, cellular component: plasma membrane. The record is from RefSeq and is a predicted model, not a curated record.
AUGAAGAAUUCACCCUUUGGACUCAUAGGAAAAGGUUACGAGCGAGUGAACUUUAUUCAUCGGUUUGCUGGUCGUCUCCUCAUACUGGGAGCAUUUGCACAUUACGGUCUAUGGCUCUACAUGCGACAUUCGAUGGGUGCCCCGCUCCUCGUCUUUGCAGGUCCUCCAUUAACGGGCUUCAUCGCUGUGGUUUCCUUGGCUGUGAUUCUUCUGAGUUCAUUGAAGAUCUUCAGGUCACGACUAUAUCAGACUUUCCUGUUCCUUCAUAUUGCUGGCUAUAUCACUGUACUCGUGGCUUUGUGGUUUCAUCGAGUUGCUAUCAGACCGUACAUCAUCGUAGCAGCUGCUGCCGUAGUGUUCGAUGCACUCCAAGGGCUCCUGAUCAAGACCCGUUUCAAAUCAGCUAUCCUAAAGUCUGUUCCCGGCAAUAUGACGAAGAUUCAGGUGCAGAAUGUAGGCGAUGGUUGGCGCGCAGGACAACAUGUCUACCUUCGCAUUAUGCGAGGUCGUCGAAUGUUUGAAAAGCAUCCUUUCACAAUUGCAAAUGCCCCAUCUAGCCUAUCCCCAGCAAACCAUGACCAAAGUCUAAUACUCGUCGCAAAAGCAGCUGGAGACUUCACAAAGACUCAUAUCACCUUAACUCAGGCUGUUGAAGUCCUAGGCAAAGAGAAUGUCGUACAUAUCCCAUGGACAGACGAAAAAUCAGUCCAAGAUAAAGGAAGCUUUGUUUCUGAAUCUGGACAUGAGCCGAACCGUGUAUCUGUCAUAAUUGAAGGACCCUAUGGAAGUUUUUACGCAGAUUUAGCUCGUUAUGAGACGGUAGUUUUGAUUGCUGGAGGUAGCGGAUUCACGUACUGUUCAGCAAUGCUUGAAGAUAUUGUUGGUUCUUUCAGAGAAGGAAAAUGUAAGACCAGAAAGGUGUAUGUUACUUGGGCAUUACGUGACUUAGGAAUGGCACAAGCAUUUUCGGCAAGCGUGAAUGAGACUUUAGACCUCGCCAAGGAGUUAGGCCUAGAGAUCAGCUUUCGAAUCUAUACAUCCACCAUCGCCUCUAGAGAAGCCAAUACGAUUCAUCUCUCUCAUCUGAUUCCCACAAGAGUUGAUGUAGCAAGCUUAAUUGAAGAGGCUCUUGAGUCUACAGCUACGGCUGCGAACUUCCGAAACGUGGCUCGUGGAUCUGGUGUAGGUGUAGGUGUUUGUGGACCGACUACUUUGAUAAAUGCCACGAGAAAAGCCGUGGCUCGUGCUAGUGGCUCGCUUGAGUCCAAAGCAGGUGGAAUCACCUUACACUCUGAAGUAUUCGGAUGGUAA